UAAGCACCGAAUUAAAUAAGGGCCUACCUUUUUUAUACGGUCUUUACCCUCUUCCUUCUACCGUCCAAAAGCACCGAACAAUUUAGUCGGGCUUAUCUCGCUCUCUCCUUCCUCUCCAGACGGCGGUCUCCAGACGCUCUCUCUACGCACUCCUCUCUCAUCUGAAUCCCAGGGUUUGCUGUUAGGGUCCAAUUUGGGGUCGAGUUAGAAUUUUCACUACAGAAGCUCGCUCUCUCUCUCUCUCUCUCUCUCUCUCUCUCUCCCCCUGUCUCUCUCUCCCCCCUCACUCGCUCUCUCCUCGCCACUCGCCCCCAACUUGUCUUUAUCGUUACGCUGCUGCUUUUUUCCGGCUACCCAAAAACCGCAGCGCUCGCCCGGAACUAAACUUUAAUUUGUAAACUUUUAGUUGGGACAGCUUGUGGAAUUCUCGAACCUGAAUUAUGGCUCGUUUUGGUUCUUCUAGUUCCCGUUCACGUUGGGGUUCACGUUGGAGUUCACGUUCGAGUUCCAUUUCCACUGUACCCCUGUCCACUUACUCUGCUUUAUCUGGCAAAAGGAGUCCUAGUGCCUGUGACGAGGUUGCGGUGAGAUAUCCAAACGGAGGUUCUACGGUUUUUUAUCAUUCAAAUUUUCGUGCAAGUGCAAUUGGUCGUGGCAUUUCUGAUGAGCAAUGCCAGUGGUUGCUUCGGGCGGUUGUUGAGCUGAGCCUUUUUGGCGGGCCUGAUGACCCGGAGUUUAAGCUUUUCCGAGGUUGCCUGCGGAAAGAGUGUGGCAUUGAGGUGGAUGUUGAGAAUGGUUCGUCCAAGAAUGAUUCGACUUGCACUAGUUCGGCUCAGGAUUGAAUAAAGAUGAAGAAUGAAUGUGUGAUUUUGGACCUUGGUGCCGACUAGUUAGCUUUGUUUAUAAAAGUAGUAAAUCCACAUGCAAAAAGGAUUUACUAUAGGACCAAUUUGCUUUGGAUUAAAGUUAUGUUGGGAGCUAUCUAUGAACUUUACUCAUAUGAUCUGAUAUCAUAGUUAUUCCUCA
Molecule: messenger RNA, 1026 nt
Organism: Pyrus x bretschneideri (Chinese white pear)
Lineage: Eukaryota; Viridiplantae; Streptophyta; Magnoliopsida; Rosales; Rosaceae
Exons: 6
Coding region: 441-842 (133 amino acids)
Source: RefSeq, a predicted model, not a curated record